AUGUCGGACAAGCCGGACAGCAGCAAGACUCAACGCGAAGGGCAUCUCAUCGAACCAUUGUUCCAAAAGGAUUUCUUGUCACAGUUGCCAGAGGAGGUUGCUUAUCGCAUCAUUGCCUAUUUGGCACCGUGCGAUUUGACGGUUUGUGCUGGCGUUUCGCGGACGUGGCAGCGAAUUUGUGAAGAUGAUCGGACGUGGCGACGGAAAUGUUUGGAGAAAGGAUAUGUGAAAUUUGAUGCGCCAAGUUUUCGUUUUCUCGGAGGCUGGGCGACGAAUCGAGCAAAUAAGGAAGCGGGAAUCACAAUCGUCUCACAAAUGGACCUUCAAGAAUCACAUCGGAAUCGACGAGAACGCGAGAUCGCAUAUGGACAGUGUUAUGAGCGAUCGUCAUGGAAGUCACUGUACUUGCGGAAGCAGCGAAUCAUUGCCAAUUGGCGAUCCCGACCGAUUCAAUCAAGCACUGUUCUAAAGGGUCACGAUGAACAUCUGGUCAAUUGUCUACAAAUUCACUCUGGUCGUAUCGUAGCUGGUUCAAAUGAUGAUACGUUGCGGGUCUGGAAUGUUGAUGAUGCUCAACUGGCUUUCACUCUAACUGGCCAUAUGGAUGCAAUUUGGACUACUCUAGUCAGCGAUGAUGGCAAAUACACUGUUAGUGGCUCGUCUGAUCAAACCGUGCGCAUUUGGUGUGGUCAAACCGGUGUCCAGCGUCAUGUUCUGCAGGGGCAUACGGAUACUGUUACCUGCAUAAGUCUACAUGGCACAACUCUUGUUUCUGGAUCAGAGGAUGGAACGCUCCGAGUCUGGGACAUUGUCGACGGGAAAUGCCAUCACAUUUUGACUGGUCACUUGGGGGAGGUUUGGUUUGGAAUGUGCAGACGGGGGAAGUGUUUGCACACGCUGACGGGUCUCACGAGGCCAGUCUAUUCACUUUUGUUUGAGCCGGAGCGUGAUCUUGUCGUCUCGAGUGGUCCGGAUAGAACGAUACGCGUCUGGGAUGUGCGAAGAGGAACAUGCAUCGCAAUUCUUGUCGGUCCUCAAAGUCUCACCUCUGACAUGCAGCUUCGCGGAAAUAUUUUGGUCUCCUGCUAUGCCUACUCGACCGCUGUUUCCGUUUGGGACAUUCGUGACGGUGGUUCGUGCAUUCACCAUUUACAAGGCGUAAAUGGUCACACGGAGGCCAUCAGUUCAUUGCAAUGGCUUGACUCGGGACUUUUGUUGACAAGUUCAGAUGAUGGCUCGGUCAAGCUGUGGGAUGUGGAUAAAGGUAUCUUUGUUCGUGACCUCGUUCGUCUUCAGGCAGACAACAUGACUCAACAAUUUUUGCUAAAAAUGGUAAUUGUUCUUCAAUUAAUAGGCUUUCUUUUUGGAUAUAAUUGUUGCUAUCUUCGGCAAGGACCCAGUGUGAUCUAUAUGUGCAACGAUGUUUGUUAUGAUUUUUCCAACAACUUUCUACCAAGAGAAAAAGUCGAUGCUUUGUAU
Mesorhabditis belari is the source of this 1479-nucleotide messenger RNA. NCBI's taxonomy places the organism in Eukaryota, Metazoa, Nematoda, Chromadorea, Rhabditida, Rhabditidae. The record is from the annotation of a GenBank genome assembly.